GUGAUGGUAACGUGGACAUAAACACUUCGCAUCUCUGAAUAUUUUUCCCAGAAAAAACACGGUCUCUCUCUUCUGUUCAGUUCAGAACUUCAAGAUACCUAAUAAGUCCAACGGGAAUCGAUCUUCAAGAACAAAACGAAAUCCUCUCUCUGUCUCUCUAUAUAUAUUAUGGCACUAACGAUGGAUGCUAUGAGACCGAAAGUUAAGCAAGCCGUGUUACUAUGGCUAGAUGGUUUCAGGGAAGCUUGUUGUCUUCACAGGGUCGUCUUCCUCUGCCUCAGGUCGAGGAUGCUCUUGAUACGAACUGGGCAGUGUUUUCUUCUUAAUGGCUUCCUUUUCUUAGGAAGUAUGUUGGUCCUAAAUUCAGUUGUCAUUCCAACUCUGGAAUGGAUAUUGCCAGAUCAAUGCCCAGAAUUUGGUUCUUUCAAUCAAUGCUCAUUUGUUGGGGUUGUAAAAUUUUAUUCCUUCUUACGUUCAGGAAUGAUUCAGCUUUUCUAUAUAUUUUGGUUUUAUCCACUAUAUGUUUUCAGCAUUGUACUGAGCACUCUCUGGUACAAUGACAUUGCGAAGUAUUCUUUCAUUGCAAUGGGCAAAGAUGGAUCAGCUAUAGUGAAAUCAUCAGUCCAGAAGGAGUCUGUAAACUCACAAGCUUCUGCUCAUAUGAAUAAGCCUCCUGGGCUUGGGGGGAUCAUAAUUGGAAUCGGAGAACAGGUUUAUUCACUCCUCCUGUUGAGCUUCUUCUUCCUUGAGGUUUUUGCUGCAGGGUAUAUACCCUAUGUUGGGAAGGCACUGAACUUCCUGCUUCUUUCUUGGAUGUAUGCCUACUAUAGUUUCGAGUACAAGUGGAAUCUUGCUGAGGUAGCUCUGGACAAAAGGCUCGACUUCUUUGAAUCAAACUGGGCCUUUUUUGCUGGUUUUGGAGGCCCUUGUGUGUUGGCAAUUUUCUUCUUCUCUCCUCUUGUGAGCUAUGGGGUCAUGGCUAUACUCUACCCACUGUUUGUGGUGAUCGCAACAGGCUCUGAAGCUGAUCACAUUAUGGAUUGUAACAGAAGAACAUGGAGAGGUGCCGGAUUAGGAAGGCUUCCAAUAUUUUAUGCUGCUGAUACUUUAUCGAUGCGGGUUUUGCAACUUUUCACUCGGGCACCUGAUGGGCGAACAGCAGACAUGAAGACCACCUGAGAAGUUCUUAUAGUGUGCUAAUCAGUAUUCAAACCCAUGGUAGCUCUAUGCAGUAUGCUUGCAGAAAAGAGUAUCAUGGCUGGAAAAGAUCUCUCAGCUGCCUCAUUGUGCAAGUUGUAUAUAGGAAGAGGCAAAAUAUUACCUUCCAUUUUUAUGUACAUUAAUUUGAUGUAAUGUUUAUAAACUUCCUCCUGCAUUCAGGAGUAUAGUAGGGAUAUGUUCAUUAAUAGACUGGAGAAUAACUUAAUACAGUGAAUGAGAAAUCACAAUAUGCUUUUUUCUCACAAGAAGAAUACUUUCAAGGAUUGCAGAAUGAGAAGAAAUUGUUGUUACUUCU
This is a messenger RNA of Macadamia integrifolia, 1516 nucleotides long. RefSeq names its product protein EI24 homolog. NCBI's taxonomy places the organism in Eukaryota, Viridiplantae, Streptophyta, Magnoliopsida, Proteales, Proteaceae. The transcript is spliced from 11 exons. Gene Ontology annotation, cellular component: endoplasmic reticulum. The coding region runs from base 169 to 1179 and encodes 336 amino acids. Gene Ontology annotation, biological process: macroautophagy. The record is from RefSeq and is a predicted model, not a curated record.